This is a messenger RNA of Pteropus alecto (black flying fox), 1281 nucleotides long. RefSeq names its product protein phosphatase 1 regulatory subunit 32 (gene SAXO4). Lineage: Eukaryota; Metazoa; Chordata; Mammalia; Chiroptera; Pteropodidae. The record is from RefSeq and is a predicted model, not a curated record. Gene Ontology annotation, molecular function: phosphatase binding. The transcript is spliced from 12 exons. Bases 1 to 1281 code for a protein of 426 amino acids.
AUGAUGGGGAAACUGCCCCUGGGGGUUGUCUCCCCUUAUGUGAAGAUGAGUUCGGGGGGCUGCUCGGACCCCCUGAAGUUCUACGCCACCAGCUACUGUACAGCCUACGGUCGGGAGGAGUUCAAGCCCCGCAUAGGCAGUCACAGAGGCACCGGCUACAAAUCAAACUACCGGCCUGUGGUCUCCUACCAAGCCAGUCUCGGCGCCCUGGACAACCCAGCCAUGGGGGAACAAGUCCGGGAUAGUUUGCAGACGGUGACCAGCCAGAGUUACCGCCCCCUGGAGGUGCCUGAUGGCAGAACCCAGCUGCCCUGGGAUGCGUACCAGACCAACUCUGGCUACUCUCGGGAGAAGGCCAAUUCAGCACCCCCCGUCAAGGAGGUCAGGAAGGUCCAUUUUGACACCCAGGACUACGGGCCCCAGGCCAUCACGGGGCUGGAGCCCAAGCACGUGCCUCUGCUCCACCAGCAGCAGAGCCGGGGCUCCUUGGAAUGGGAGAAUGCCCGACACGGCCCGCGCUUCAUGACUUCCGAGUAUAAUUCCAAGUAUCUCAAGGAGCCUUCCAACCAGCCAGAUCUUUUGCAGAAGAAAUCAAUUGGUGCCAAGGAGGAGACCGGCUUCACCGAAGAAUCCACCAAGAACCCCAUUGUCUUCCAGCCACCCUCUCAGGUCCUCCCUGGGAACCCGGUCCUCCUUCCCAGCCGGAGUGUCACCAAGUCGGACUUUCUCCCCAUCACCCACCCUCAUGGUGACGAGUUCCUUCCAGGGCUGGCCAGAGGCUCUGAGCGGGAGUCGGGCUUCAGCCGACUGAAUGAGAGGACUCUGAACCCUAGGGUGCCUCCUCCUAGCCCAGUACCCAGCAGCAUGAGCCACUGGCAACUCCAGCACCCCCAGCGGGCACAGCAGACAAACGUUGCCCUGCUUGGCCGGGAAACUGUAGGGAAUAAGGAGCCCACAGGGUACAGCCUUAACAACCCUAGUUACGUCCGGAGCCCCUAUGACCCCGAUAUGGAUAAUCGAUACCUGACCACCUACAACCAAGGGUACUUCGAAAACAUCCCCAAGGGUCUAGACCGUGAAGGCUGGACCCGAGGUGGUAUCCAGCCCCAGAAGACCGGAGGCUACGUCCUCAACCAGCCUGUCACCCGCAUGGAGGCCACCCCCGACCCCACAGAGAGUCUGAGGCACCUGCACCCCCAUGUGGGAAGAACCCUGAUCUCGGCUGACCCCUUCUACCGCACCACACCUCCUGGCAGCAACCGCUUCAACUCACCGAACUGA